AUGGGCUUGGUGACGGCGACGUUGAUCGUUCUGGGCCUCACGUGGCUCUUCAAGUACAUCUUCUCGCGCGCCAAGUUCGUCUACGACCGCAUGUCGGCCAUCCAAGGUCCCUCUGCCCUUCCUAUUAUCGGCAACUUUCACCAGUUUCACUUUCGUCCUGAAGGUUGGUUGGUCGAUCAGCACUUAUUAAACUCCUUUGCAAGACAAGAAGAAUCAGAGAAAACCUCGUUUUCCACAACAGCAAAUUGAAGAGUUCUUCGAGCAAGCGCAAGGUCUUUCCUACAUGCUGAAGGAAGGCGACGACCGCGUGACGCGGGUCUGGCUCGGCGGCCUUCCUUUCGUCCUGCUCUACGGAGCCGAGGAGUGCGAGGCCGUCCUCGGAAGCAACAAAAUGCUCAAUAAGCCUUUCCUCUACGGCUUCCUGUCGCCCUGGAUCGGCGAAGGACUUCUCAUCAGGUUGAAAGUUUCUCAGCCGCGGAAGAAAUGAGUUUUUUUUUCAGCAAACCGGAUAAAUGGAGACCUAGAAGGAAACUUUUGACGCCUACUUUCCACUACGACAUAUUGAAGGACUUUGUUGAGGUUCUGUUUUUUUUUUAAUUUGUAGAAAUAUGUAGCUGUCGUCGCCAUUCCGGUAUAUAUAUGAGAAACAGUGGAAAACAUACCGAUAAAGAGGGUGGCAAAACGUAGGAGACUUGUAGAAAUCAGAGAGGGCAGGAAGAAUACAAAUUUUCCAAUAAGUCUCAUUGAAAAACUCUCAUGACCUUUCAUUUCAUCAAAAACAUUUCAAAAGCUCGAUGCUUUUAGGUCUACAACCGCCAUGGAACAACGUUACUCAACAAAAUGAUGGAAAUGACAGAAAGCAAAGAAUAUCAAGACAUAUUUCACACGAUCUCCCUCUGCACUCUCGACGUGAUCUGCGAAGCCGCUCUCGGAACUUGCAUCGAAGCGCAGCACAAGCCAGACUCGCCUUACCUCGACGCCGUCUUCAGGUUUCCCCCAAGCUGUUUUUUCCUUCAUAUUUCCCCACAGAAUGAAGGAGAUCGUAUUCCAACGGUUUUUGAACCCUCUUUAUUACGUCGACUUCUUCUUCAACCGAUUCGGUCCAGGAAAGGAGCAUGAUCAGUACGUCAAAGUUCUCCACGACUUCACGAGCAAAGUGAAUUUCGCUCUUUUCUUUCGCCAGAACAUUGAAGCUGUUCCAGGCAAUCAAUGCUCGAAGAGAGAAAGUCGAAGCAGCUGGCGGCGUACAGCAACUGCUUGCUCAGGAAACCGCCGAAGGUAUUUUAAGUGGGAUCAUCUAGAAGGGCUGGGUUGUUCUACAGGUCGGAGACGUAUGGCGUUCCUCGACCUGAUGCUCGAAAUGAACGCCAAAGGAGAGCUUCCUAUGGAGGGUCUUCAGGAAGAAGUCGACACUUUUACUUUCGAGGUUUUCUUUAUCCAUUCUUGGGGUUGUGUUCAAAUAUUCAAAAGGCGGUAAUAGCUAUGUAUUAAGUCUAUCCUCAGGCCCGUUUCGCAUGCUGAAAAUGUGCCAAAUCGGUCUUUUGAUGAACUCUUUCAGGGACAUGAUACGACGUCGGCUGCCAUGAAUUGGUUCCUCCACCUCAUGGGAAACAACUCGGAUAUCCAAGCGCGAGUCCAGAAAGAAAUCGAUGACGUGAGUUUGAUAGGGUCAGGCUCUCAGAAGACAGAAGGACACAGGUUCUGGGAGAAGCCGACAGGCCGAUAACCUACGAGGAUCUGGGGGAGCUGCGCUAUCUGGAGGCGUGCAUCAAGGAGACGUUGCGUCUGUAUCCGUCCGUGCCGCUCAUCGCCAGACAGUGCGUCGAGGACAUCAAAAUCAGUUUCGAAGCCCUUUUCUCCGGUUUUCUCAAAGAAAAGUUACAGAAAAGCACGUUCUUCCGGCAGGAACAGGUGUCGUCGUCAUUCCUUCGAUGGUUCACAAGGAUCCGCGCUACUGGGAAGAUCCUGAGGUUUCGGGAAAUUCAGAGACUGAUGUUUUUUUCUGUUUGCAGGUGUUCAACCCCGAGAGAUUUUACAACGGAGGCGAUUUGAAGCACGCCUACGCCUACAUUCCCUUCUCGGCAGGCAGUCGUAAUUGCAUAGGUCACUUUUUUUUUUAAGAGAAGUAAUUUUACUUGACAUUCUGUAAUUUUAUGAAACAUGGUCAGAAUAAUUUUCCAUCUACGUAAAGAUCCGGAAAUUCUCAAGCUGCACUUCUCAACUUUUUCCAUAAAUUAGGGAUAAAAGUUUCCGAAUCGCUCCCUAUCGGUGCUUGAUAACUGUUCUCAACUCUGAGGAAAACCAGUUUUAAUUUUCGUUUUUAAGAUCUUUUUUUCUUGAAAAUGAUAUCAAAUAACUUCAAAGAUGAACAUUUGCAAAUAGUUCUUAUGGACUUCAUUCUUUUCGGGUAGUAUGAUUAAGUUACGGAUUGUUUUUUUUUUCUCUUGAUUUCAAGUCCAAGUUUUUUACGAACCGUCGGAAGUAUGGUGGUAAUAUUUCAGGUCAACGGUUCGCAAUAAUGGAAGAAAAGUGCAUUUUGGCGCUUUUGCUGAAGAACCUGAAGGUGAAGGCGAAGCUGAGGACGGACGAGAUGCGGGUGGCCGCAGAACUCAUAAUCCGGCCCAUGUAUGGAAACGAGCUCAUUUUCCGCAGAAGGACUUUCGGCGACUAUUCUCCUUGCGUACUCUGA
This is a messenger RNA of Caenorhabditis auriculariae, 2689 nucleotides long. The record is from the annotation of a GenBank genome assembly. NCBI's taxonomy places the organism in Eukaryota, Metazoa, Nematoda, Chromadorea, Rhabditida, Rhabditidae.